Molecule: messenger RNA, 1102 nt
Organism: Chinchilla lanigera (long-tailed chinchilla)
Lineage: Eukaryota; Metazoa; Chordata; Mammalia; Rodentia; Chinchillidae
Product: glutathione S-transferase theta-1
Exons: 5
Coding region: 113-835 (240 amino acids)
Biological process (GO): glutathione metabolic process
Cellular component (GO): cytoplasm
Molecular function (GO): glutathione transferase activity
Source: RefSeq, a predicted model, not a curated record
GUCCGGGGCGUGGCCGGGCCGGGUGGGAUCUGGAGGUCCUUGGAGACCUGACACCCUGCGCUGGAGUUUUUGCAGGUCCCGCAGGUUGUAAAUCUGUCCCGCCACCUUCGCCAUGGGGCUGGAGCUCUAUCUGCAUCUGCUGUCCCAGCCCUGCCGCGCCAUCUACAUCUUCGCCAAGAAGAACGGCAUCCCCUUCCAGCAGCGCACCGUGGAGCUGCUCAAGGGCCAGCACCUCAGUGAUGCCUUUGCCCAGGUGAACCCCCUGAAGAAGGUGCCAGCCUUGAAGGAUGGGGACUUCAUCUUGACCGAGAGUGUGGCCAUCCUGCUCUACCUGGUGCGCAAGUAUAAGGUCCCUGACUACUGGUACCCUCAGGACCUGCAGGCCCGUGCCCGUGUGGAUGAGUACCUGGCAUGGCAGCACACUGCCCUGAGGAGAAACUGCCUCCGGGCCCUGUGGCACAAGGUGAUGUUCCCUGUUUUCCUGGGUGAGCAAGUAUCUUCUGAGCUGCUGGCAGCCACCUUGGCAGAGUUGGAUGUGACCCUGCAGGUACUUGAGGACAAGUUUCUCCAGAACAAAGCUUUCCUUGUUGGGCCCCAGAUCUCCCUGGCUGACCUGGUAGCCAUCACAGAGCUGAUGCAUCCGGUGGGGGCUGGCUGCCAAGUCUUUGAAGGCCGACCCAAGCUGGCUGCAUGGCGCCGGAGAGUGGAGGCUGCAGUAGGAGAGGACCUCUUCCGGGAGGCCCACGAGGUCAUCCUGAAGGUGAAGGACACACCACCUGCUGACCCUACCGUAAAGCAGAAGAUGAUGCCUAGGGUGCUGGCCAUGAUCCAGUGAGCUUGGAAGUCUCACCUCUGCAUUGCCCUCGGCAGUUCACAAAGUACCUUUAUUUCUACUGCCUCAUGGCAGGAGGCCCAGGAAGCAGUAGUGGCUUUGCUCUAGAAAUACCGCAGCAAGGCCCCCCAGACCAGAGGUCCAUCCCCACUCUCACUUCCACAGCAGCCUGAAAACCACCAAUGACUCGCGUCCAAGCCUUUAAUCACUGCAUUGUGUAAGUUUACAUAAUAAACCGAGGCUCUGUCUGAGUCUCACCUUCCAACUCUA